This is a messenger RNA of Magnolia sinica, 1036 nucleotides long. Its product is annotated as vacuolar protein sorting-associated protein 2 homolog 2. The record is from RefSeq and is a predicted model, not a curated record. The transcript has 10 exons. Lineage: Eukaryota; Viridiplantae; Streptophyta; Magnoliopsida; Magnoliales; Magnoliaceae. Gene Ontology annotation, biological process: late endosome to vacuole transport; protein transport; endosome transport via multivesicular body sorting pathway. The coding region runs from base 169 to 831 and encodes 220 amino acids. Gene Ontology annotation, cellular component: ESCRT III complex; multivesicular body.
AGAGAAAAAGAAGAGAGCACGCUCUUCCAAGCUCGCUUGUCUGUACCUGAAGCUUAGCAGAUAGAACCCGACACAGAGGCUUGCAGAUCUGAGCGAUCAGCGCAUCCAAAGCGUUGAUUCGGCCCUUUCAAGAUCUGGGUUUUCUCUAGCCACAGGCAGAACGCCACCAUGAACAUUUUCAAGAAGAAAACCUCAGCCAAAGAUGCACUCAGAACCAGUAAACGAGAAAUGUCAGUUGCGACAAGAGGCAUUGAACGUGAGAUUGCGUCUCUACAAUUGGAGGAGAAAAAAUUGGUGGCGGAGAUAAAGAAGACAGCGAAAACUGGAAAUGAGGCUGCCACUAGAAUCUUGGCCCGUCAACUCGUCCGUCUGAGGCAGCAAAUCACCAACUUGCAAGGGAGUCGUGCACAGAUCAGAGGGGUAGCAACUCAUACACAGGCCAUGUAUGCCAAUACUUCCAUCUCUGUUGGAAUGAAAGGUGCGAGCAAAGCAAUGGCAGCUAUGAAUAAGCAAAUGGCACCAGCAAAGCAGGCCAAAGUGAUGCAAGAAUUCCAGAAGCAGUCAGCACAAAUGGACAUGACGAUUGAGAUGAUGUCAGAGGCUAUAGAUGAGACAUUGGACAAAGACGAGGCAGAAGAGGAAACAGAGGAACUUACCAACCAGGUGCUCGAUGAAAUUGGUGUAGACAUUGCCUCGCAGCUAUCUUCAGCUCCUAAAGGUCGGAUUGCAGGGAAAAAAGUUGAAACUCCUCAAACUCAAAAUGUCGCAAGUUCUGAAUCUUCAGAAGUCGAAGAUCUGGAGAAGAGAUUGGCAUCCCUACGGCGCAUCUGAACUGUCGAAUAUGGGAAGUGGGAAUCGAUCGAUACAAAUAUUUUAUGUAAAUUUCGGCUAGCAGGAACGGAUACCAUCCUUGAGCUUUUGAUGGGUUUAGAAAUUCGUCAUUACGAGUAUUGUGUAUGUUCUGAUUGUUAUGUAGAUAAACGUAGCCCAUAAGAUAGUUCUUCAAGAAUAUAAUCAUGGAUUUUAUGUUUGAUGU